AUGGCGCAUGUCUACGAGGUCGGAACGAGGGCCUGGCAGCCCGAUCCCACGGAGGGAUGGGUUGCAUCCGAGGUCAAGGAGAAACUGGUGGACGGAGACAAAGUACAACUGGUUUUCGAGCUGGAAAAUGGCGAGACAAAAACAGUCGACACAACACAGGCUGAACUGCAGCUCGACAACAACACGAACCUUCCUCCGCUGAUGAACCCGGCGAUGCUUGAAGCGAGUGAAGAUCUGACAAACCUAUCACACUUGAAUGAGCCUGCUGUCCUACAGGCAAUCAAGCUCCGGUAUGCACAGAAGGAAAUCUAUACAUACAGUGGUAUCGUUUUGAUUGCGACGAACCCGUUCGCUCGAGUGGAUUCGCUUUAUGUACCUCAGAUGGUGCAGGUGUAUGCCGGGAAACAACGUGCCUCGCAAGCACCUCAUCUGUUCGCUAUCGCCGAGGAGGCUUUUGCGGACAUGCUUCGCGAUGGAAAGAACCAAACGAUUGUGGUUUCCGGCGAGUCAGGUGCCGGUAAGACCGUCAGUGCCAAGUACAUUAUGCGUUACUUUGCGACUCGCGAGUCUGCCGAAAAACCUGGCAAAUAUACCACCAGCCGCGCUGAUGCCAUCAGUGAGACGGAAGAGCAGAUUCUGGCCACCAACCCGGUCAUGGAAGCGUUCGGUAAUGCGAAAACGACCCGUAACGACAACUCCUCUCGAUUCGGUAAAUACAUUGAGAUCAUGUUUGAUGAGAAGACGAACAUUAUCGGCGCGAAGAUCCGGACCUAUCUGCUGGAGAGAUCGCGGUUGGUUUUCCAGCCGUUGAAGGAGCGCAACUAUCACAUUUUCUAUCAACUCGUGGCAGGUGCCUCCGAUGAGGUGAAACAGGAGCUGGGUCUCUUGCCCGUGGAGGAAUUUGAGUAUCUCAACCAAGGUGGUACACCGGCCAUUGACGGUGUCGACGACAAGGCCGAAUUCGAAGCCACCAGGAAAUCUCUGACCACCAUUGGCGUUACGACAGAGAACCAAACCGAGAUUUUCCGCAUCCUGGCGGCUCUGUUGCAUCUGGGCAAUGUUAAAAUCACGGCCACCCGAACGGACUCAACGCUUUCACCAUCCGAGCCUUCUCUUGUGCGUGCUUGCGAGAUGCUUGGAAUCGAUGUCAAUGAGUUCGCCAAGUGGAUUGUUAAGAAGCAACUGAUUACUCGCGGUGAGAAGAUCACGUCCAAUCUCACACAACAACAGGCGCUUGUUGUCCGGGACUCCGUUGCCAAAUUCAUUUACUCCAGUCUCUUCGAUUGGCUGGUGGACAAGAUCAACCGCGGUCUUGCAACUGACGAGGUUCUCAACCGAGUUGUGACUUUCAUUGGCGUGUUGGAUAUUUAUGGUUUCGAGCACUUUGCGAAGAACUCCUUCGAACAGUUCUGUAUCAACUACGCCAACGAAAAGCUCCAGCAGGAGUUCAACCAGCACGUAUUCAAACUUGAACAGGAGGAGUACGUUCGGGAAGAGAUUGACUGGACAUUCAUUGAUUUCUCGGACAACCAGCCCUGUAUCAACCUGAUUGAAGCAAAGCUUGGUAUCCUGGCCCUUUUGGACGAAGAAUCCCGCCUUCCCAUGGGCUCUGAUGAGCAGUUUGUCACUAAGCUUCACCACAACUUUGCAGCCGACAAGGAAAAGUUCUACAAGAAGCCUCGAUUCGGCAAAUCUGCGUUCACUGUGUGCCAUUAUGCAGUUGACGUGACCUAUGAGUCUGAUGGUUUUAUCGAGAAAAACCGCGAUACCGUCCCUGAUGAGCACCUGGAAGUGCUGCGUAACUCAGCGAACGAGUUUAUCAAGGAGAUUAUAGACACAGCUUCCGCGGUCCGAGAGAAGGACUCAGCGUCUCAAUCUUCUAAGCCUGUUGCGGCCCCCGGCCGCCGCAUCGGUGUUGCAGUCAACCGAAAACCUACACUGGGUGGUAUUUUCAAGUCCUCGCUGAUUGAAUUGAUGAACACCAUCAACUCUACUGAAGUACACUACAUCCGUUGUAUCAAACCCAACGAGGCUAAAGAGGCCUGGAAGUUCGAAGGUCCCAUGGUCUUGAGUCAGCUGAGAGCCUGUGGUGUCUUGGAAACCGUCCGAAUUAGUACAGCUGGAUAUCCUACUCGCUGGACAUAUGAGGAGUUUGCCAUCCGCUACUACAUGCUUUGCCAUUCUUCACAGUGGACAUCUGAGAUUCGUGACAUGUGUCAUGCCAUUUUGCAAAAGGCACUCGGAGACUCUACCACUAAGAAGGAGGACAAGUACCAGUUGGGUCUGACCAAGAUUUUCUUCCGCGCAGGAAUGCUGGCUUUCCUGGAAAACCUGCGUACAUCCCGACUGAAUGAGUGUGCGAUCAUGAUCCAGAAGAAUUUGCGAUGCAAGUACUAUCGCCGCCGCUAUCUGGAGGCUCGCGAAUCCAUCCUCACCACCCAGGCCAUCAUUCGGGGAUUCCUGGCAAGACAGCGGGCCCAAGAAAUUCGCCAGACCAAGGCUGCGACCACGAUCCAGAGGGUCUGGCGUGGCUCCAAGGAUCGGAAGUGGUACAACGAGAUUCGGAACAAUUUCAUCCUGUUCCAGGCCGUCGCCAAAGGUUUCCUAUGCCGUCGCAACAUCAUGGACUCGAUCAACGGCAAUGCGGCCAAGGUUAUUCAACGCGCUUUCCGGUCUUGGCGCCAACUGCGUUCGUGGCGCCAGUAUCGUCGUAGGGUGGUUGUUGUCCAAGCCCUUUGGCGUGGUAAGCAGGCCAGAAAGGGCUACAAGACCCUGCGUGAGGAAUCCCGUGACCUUAAGCAGAUUUCCUACAAACUGGAAAACAAGGUUGUGGAAUUGACUCAAUACCUUCAAUCACUGAAGCUAGAGAACAAGUCUCUGGUCUCGCAGCUGGAGAACUACGAGACUCAGCUGAAAUCCUGGAGAAGCCGACACAACACCCUAGAGGCUCGCGCCAAGGAACUCCAAGCUGAAGCUAACCAGGCUGGUAUCACCGCUGCCCGCCUGGAAGUUGUCGAGGAGGAAAUGAGCAAGUUGCAGCAGAGCCAUACGGAAGCGCAGGCUACCAUUAAGCGUCUCCAAGAGGAGGAGAAGGCCUCUCAGGAGGCACUCCGUGCCACCACCGAGGAGCUCGAACGCCUCAAGCAACUCAACGGGGACAGCGAGCAAGAGAAGUCCGUUCUUCGCCAGCGCGUUUCUGAGUUGGAGGAAGAGCUGGAGGUUGCCAAGCGAUCGGUGCCGAUCAAUGGCAUCAAUGGCGAUGCGCCAAAUGGUGGUGCGGUCCCGGCUCCUGCCACUGGUUUGAUCAACCUGGUUUCGUCGAAGAAGCCCAAGCCGCAAAGACGGAGUGCUGGCGCAGAGAAGGUUGGUACGGACCGAUUCAGCGGAGCGUAUAACCCGCGACCUGUCUCGAUGGCCAUCCCUGGUCCUGGCGCAGCUCGCACCACUGCUGCUACCUCACCUGGUCUGGAUUCGGUUGAGGUGGAACUCGAGAACUUGCUGUCCGAGGAGGAUGAUCUGAACGAGGAGGUUACCAUGGGUCUGAUCCGCAACCUCAAGAUUCCUCUCCCCAGCUCGAACCCGCCCCCAACAGAGAAGGAGGUGCUUUUCCCUGCCUAUUUGAUCAACCUGGUUACUUCGGAAAUGUGGAACAACGGGUUCGUCAAGGAAUCUGAGCGCUUCCUUGCCAAUGUGAUGCAGUCCAUCCAGCAGGAAGUCAUGCAGCACGAUGGAGAUGAUGCGGUUAAUCCUGGUGCUUUCUGGCUCUCGAACGUCCACGAGAUGCUGUCCUUCGUCUUCCUGGCUGAAGACUGGUACGAAGCCCAGAAGACCGAUAACUACGAGUAUGAUCGUCUGCUGGAAAUUGUCAAGCAUGAUCUGGAAAGCUUGGAGUUCAACAUUUAUCACACCUGGAUGAAGGUGUUGAAGAAGAAGCUGUACAAGAUGAUUGUUCCAGCCAUCAUUGAGUCGCAGUCCCUCCCUGGCUUCGUUACCAGCGAGACAAACCGCUUCCUCGGCAAACUGCUGCCCUCGAACAGCAACCCCGCUUACAGCAUGGACAACCUUCUCAGUCUCCUCAACGGUGUUUACCGGGCCAUGAGGGCAUUCUAUCUGGAAGACACCAUCAUCACGCAGACCAUGACCGAGUUGUUGCGCCUGGUUGGCGUAACUGCGUUCAACGAUCUGCUUAUGCGUCGUAACUUCCUGUCAUGGAAGCGUGGUCUGCAGAUCAAUUACAACAUCACCCGCAUUGAGGAGUGGUGUAAGAGCCACGAUAUGCCACUGGGAACGUUGCAGCUGGAGCAUUUGAUGCAAGCCACCAAGCUUCUUCAGUUGAAGAAGGCCACCUUGAAUGACAUUGAGAUUAUCCAGGAUAUCUGCUGGAUGCUCUCUCCCAACCAGAUCCAGAAGCUGCUGAACCAGUAUCUCGUCGCGGAUUACGAACAGCCCAUUAAUGGCGAGAUCAUGAAGGCGGUUGCUUCCCGUGUCACAGAGAAGAGCGACGUGCUCCUGUUGACCCCCGUCGACAUGGAGGACAGUGGCCCGUACGAGAUUGCCGAGCCCAGAGUCAUCACGGCCCUGGAGACUUACACUCCAUCCUGGCUCCAAACACCGAGGUUGAAGCGACUGGCUGAAAUCGUCUCUGCACAAGCAAUGGCGCAGCAAGAGAAGCUGGAAAUAGAGAACGGAGUGCUCGAAGAUGAACAUCUCACCACGACUUACACCUGGAACUUCUGCGGGGGUCCACGACAAUGCCCACCCGAGUCGAGCGGUGUCGGCCGCGGGGGGGUCAUCGCCGACAGUGGAACCCACCUAACUCUUCACCCAUCCCCCUACGCAGACACAAAACAUAAGCACAAACUGCCCAUCAUGACCCUCACCAAGAUCAACUUCAUCACCGGAAACAAAAACAAGUUGACCGAAGUCCGUGCGAUCCUCGGCAGUGUGAUCGAAGUCGACAAUCAAGCCGUGGAGGUACCGGAAAUCCAAGGCACAAUUGAAGAAAUUGCCAAAGAGAAAGCACGACGGGCUGCUGAAGCAAUCAAUGGCCCAGCUUUGACUGAGGAUACGGCAUUGGAAUUCACUGCUCUCAAGGGAUUGCCGGGUCCGUACAUUAAAUCCUUCAUGGAGUCUCUUGGACACGAAGGACUGAAUAAGAUGCUUGAUGGCUUCGAUGACCGUGGUGCCGAAGCUGUUUGCACUUUCGCUUUCUGUCGUGGACCUGGCUCCGAGCCAAUUUUGUUCCAGGGCCGUACUGCAGGUUCAAUUGUUCGUCCUCGAGGCCCGACCAACUUCGGCUGGGAUCCUAUCUUCGAAUACGAAGGCCAGACAUACGCCGAAAUGGAGAAAGAGGCCAAGAACAAAAUCUCGCACCGGUACAAGGCUCUGAUCAAGUUCCAGCAGUGGUUGGCAGAGGGCCAGCAGUAA
Penicillium argentinense is the source of this 5427-nucleotide messenger RNA. Its product is annotated as type V myosin. The coding region runs from base 1 to 5427 and encodes 1808 amino acids. Gene Ontology annotation, molecular function: microfilament motor activity; nucleoside triphosphate diphosphatase activity; ATP binding. Gene Ontology annotation, biological process: vesicle transport along actin filament; actin filament organization; nucleoside triphosphate catabolic process. NCBI's taxonomy places the organism in Eukaryota, Fungi, Ascomycota, Eurotiomycetes, Eurotiales, Aspergillaceae. Gene Ontology annotation, cellular component: vesicle; cytoplasm; actin cytoskeleton. The record is from RefSeq and is a predicted model, not a curated record. The transcript has 14 exons.